UUUUGCAUAAAUAAUAUAUGAAAAUUUCAUAUAAAUUUUAAUAUUAAAAACAAUUACGUUCUUUUUUUUUUGAAGUCACUUCUCAGUUUCCUCCACCGCCGCUCCACUAAUCAACAAAAAUCAGAUAUCACAAAAACGUCUAAUCACCUGUGACUGGGAUUGUCUUACCAAAUGUUUGGUAUUUCAUACGGAGAGCUCUUCCUCUUGAUUGCAGCCACUGCUGCUCUAGUUGGACCAAAGGACCUCCCCAAAAUUGCAAGAACAGUUGGUAGGUUGGCAGGUCGUUCUAUAGGGUAUGUUCAAUUAGCUCGUGGCCAGUUCGAUAAUGUUAUGCAACAAACUCAAGCUCGUCAGGUUCACAAAGAGCUUCAAGAUACAAUGGCACAACUAGAUGCAAUACGGCAUGAAAUACGAAGUUUAUCCCUUAUGAAUCCUGGUCCUAUGACUAGAAGACUGAUGGAAAGUCCUCCAGAGCCUGCGUCUGAUAGUAAUGCAGGUACAUUUCCAACUGAGAUAUGUGAAGAAGUGAAGAAUUCAGCUGAUACUGCAAAGAAGGUUCACAAAGAACUUCAAGAUACAAUGGCACAACCAGAUGCAAUACGGCAAGAAAUACGAAGUUUAUCUCUUAUGAAUCCUGGUCCUAUGACUAGAAGACUGAUUGAAAGUCCUCCAGAGCCUGCGUCUGAUAGUAAUGCAGGUACAUUUCCAACUGAGAUAUGUGAAGAAGUGAAGAAUUCAGCUGAUACUGCAAAGAAGGAUUAUAAUUCAAAAUCUUUUGCUUCGACUGAUUUGCAUGGCCAAGCAACCAUCUAUGCAAGAUUGGCUGAAUCUGAAGCUGUUAAAGCUGGUUCAGCAAGGUGUAGUAUAGAAGAAGAAAAUCUUAAUCAUGAGUCUGUUGAUUUCUCUGUUCUUCCAGUUUCAGCUGAAAGUGCUGGAUUCCUUCCAGAUCGCAAAGAAAGUGCAAAAGGGUCAGAUAUUGUGUUGGAAGCAGUGAUGGAAGCAGAGGUGGCACGUAAUGCCAAAGAUUUCUUCUCUCUGCCUCAAAAUCAAAUACAGUGAAUAAGAAGGAAUCCAGUCUUAAUUGCAACUCUUGGAUCGAGGUGUGGGAUCAUACGCACUUUAAUUGGUCUUAGAAAGUACAUAAAAUCAGCUAGCCAUUCCAGCUUUGCUGCUUUGCCCUGCCCGGCAAUUGUAAUGUCCCUCCUUCCUAGGUAUGCUGAAGGUCGUUUGACACUGCAACAUAGCCUAUCCAAUUUGCUGCUUGACUCCAACUCUCAGACCUCAAUGAUCUUUUGAAGAGGCUUGGGAAGUUUAUAUUGACUGUGGCAUGGAGGUAGCAGGUUGCUUCUUAUCCAUGUUGCGUCAAACCAAGAGACUGGAAAAACUUCUGGGGACUAUAUUACAACUGCCACAAUUGGAGAAUGGAUCAGAAUCAAAUGCAUCAUAACAAGCAUGUGCCAUUUCUCCAUCGUGUGUAAGCUCAAAUUGUAGGAGCGGAUGAAAGGGAUCAAGCAUACCAACCCAAUCAUCCUCACCAAGUAUCUUUUGUGAAGUGUCUGCUAAUUUUAUCUCAGUUGGGCUGAAAUCGGGAGACUGGGGGAGUACUUAUGUGCAUGCUUGUAUUCGCUUGGAAUGUUCAACACAUGCUCCUGGGGAUGAUCUCAAAUUUUAGCUCCUUGUUCAGUUUUGAGUUUGAGAGUUGACUUUCUCUUAUUUUUGUUAUUUAUAUUUAUACCGGAAGACAUUCAAAUUGGGGAAGGUUGAGACUGGAGUGGAAGAGCACAGCACUUGGAAACAUUCAUGCUAUGUUUGGUAUGAAGAAUGGAAAAGGAGAAAAAUAAAAAUUUUUUUAAUCUAAUUGUUGAGAUUCAUAAGAACAUUAGUUAUUUUGUAACUCAAUCAUUAGAUUAAGACUUUUUCUUUCCUUUCCCCUCUAUUUUCUUCCUACCAAAGUGUCACUGAUAUCAGCAGCAAUAUUAUAUUUGUCCUGGAAGUUCCUGUCUUUGAAUCCAAGAGAGAGUUAUCUAUGGUUAAAAAAGAUUUCCCUUUCC
Messenger RNA from Durio zibethinus, 2051 nucleotides. RefSeq lists its product as uncharacterized. The record is from RefSeq and is a predicted model, not a curated record. NCBI's taxonomy places the organism in Eukaryota, Viridiplantae, Streptophyta, Magnoliopsida, Malvales, Malvaceae.